AGCGCUCCGCUAGCAUGUUACUGCCGUGUCUGUGAUUUUUACCAGUAUGUUGUUAUUUUUUUUUAAACGGCCCUGUUAGCGCAGUGGCGCUAGCAUUAGUGUUGAAUUAUGUUCUCGUAUUUUGUUUUAUGGAUUUUAUUUUGAAACUUAUGUAGUGGGGGGGGUCACGUGAUUGACUAACACCAACAAGCUGUAAGGGUGAGUUUUUCUGUUCUGUUCUGUUCAUUAUGGGAUGCAUGUUGAUACCGAAAACAACGUCACUCAGUUGACUGUGUGACAUCAAUCAGUCAAGUAUUAUAUAACUAUAUAACUUAUAACUAUGGACGAGCCUGGAAGUACAAAUGCAACAAUUAGCGUUAGCCCGACGGCGUUAGCGUUAGCGCAGUGGGGCUAGCGUUAGCGUGGCGGCGCCAGCGUUAGCGCGGCUGUGCUAGCGGUAAACUCUUUCUGUGUACUGUCUUUCUUGUAAAUAUCUCAUGUUUCAAUGUGGGGAAUUGCGGCAUAUGUAUGUACCAAAUGGUAUUUCCUUUCCAAAUGUACUGGGUGAGGCUUAUAGCCAGGUGCGAUUUGUAGGCCAGGAAUUACGGUCGUUGGAAAAACCCAUUCCCCUUGAUUUCUGAUUCCAAAACUAGUUCUUAAAUUUCACGUGUAAAUAUGAUGAGGCGGUUAAUGAUUUUUAGCGUUUCACAGCCACAACGGGGAAGCGUGAGUACAAUGUGACUCGCGACAAAAGUGAGUUUGAAACCCCUGGCGUAAAACAAGUGCUACUCAAUUCUUCUUCUUCUUCUACCGCUACUCAAGAUUAGUGCUGUGUUUUAUAUGUGCAGAAAUAUUAUUUUCUAGGUUUUGGCCCUAUUGUGAACUGAUCCCACUUCGGCCCAGGUUGACUUCAACAGCUGAAAACUGAAAACGAAGUUUUCUCGAGCACGUUUCAUAAUCGUGAUCAUUUUUUUUUUAAAUCAUCCUCACGGCGCCCCUGCGUCGAAAUCAUGUCCCGAAAACGAGGGAGGAGAAGCUGAACAUGGAGGGAUGGACAUCACUUUCCAGGGAGCGGUUUAAAAAAAAAAACAAAAAACAAAAAAAAAAAAUCUGUAUAACAGGGACGGGAACGCUCGGAAACUCUCCUCCUCUCGCCCUCCGCUUUCGACUCUGAUUUUUUUUUUUUUUUUCCGCCAUCCGCUCUGUCCUCAACCGGCUGUGCAGCCGCUCACGACGUUGACCAGCAUAACCUAAAAGAUGUCACCCCGCUCGCUUUUCCGCCUGGCCUGCGUGGGCCUCCUGUCGCUGUGCUGCGGCGUGGCUCGCGGCGCGCCGAUGUUCUACAACGUCUCCAUGGACGCAAGCGGUGACGACGGGCUGGAGUUCCUCUUCCCCAGGUCCUUCUCCACCCGAGAACCGGUUCAAGUCAGCGCCGCCACCCUUUCCCCGGAGGCUUCCGACACCCCGACCCUCACCAACUCCAUCACCACCACCAUCAUCCGUCUGAAGGACUUCGUCCUGACCCGAGUGGUGGACUUCCUGGAGGAGAACCUUCUCAUCAUCGUCGUGGUGACCUCGCUUCUCAUCGUCAUGGUCUUCAUCAUCUGCUGCGCCUCCGCCAUGAGUCAGAAGCGCAAACUGGAGGCCUACAAGGCCCCGACUCAGCCUUCCAAGAAGCACCCGACCAAUAAAAGCGGCGGACGCAGAGUUUCCGACGAGGUCCCCGAGAGGCCGUAUGCCGUGGACCACGUCAAGAGGGUCCACACGCAAGGCGGCGCCUCCUCGCCCAAGAACCUCCGCGUACCCUCCAAGGGGCUGAUCGGAGAGAGGGGCAGGGACGUCAGGUCGUCGCCCCGCCAGGUCAGGGAGGCGGAGGAAGCGGAGAAGCGGCGAGAGGAGCCCAGACGCAAAGAGCAGCCCAAGCGCGGGGAGGAGGCCCAGCACGCCUCCGCUGCCCCCGUCUGCACCUGCCACCUGAAGAAGGGCCACCACUAGAGCGGGCGAAGCCGAGCCGAGCCCGUGCAAAUCGGCUCCAGCGUUUACUCCGGCUUAAGUCCACGUACUACUACGUAGUUUGUCCUCAUUAGUAAGACACAAAUACAGCAGAGAGGCUGCACUAGUGGAACUUGUUCCUAGUUGGGCAAAUCUGCAUGCGAGCUGACUUGUACGCUACUAGUGAGGGUAAAAUUCUAGUUAACAUCUAGCACUUCACUAGUGCUAGUAGCUUGCGGGUUUUUCUGUAGUUUUAGCUGUCCUGCGAGAAAUUUGUAAUAGUUCAGAUAUGACAAAAUUAUUAUUAUUUUUGGGGGGUUCCACGAGUAAGACACAACUCUCGUACUAGUGUGGUGAGUUUAAAAAAAAAUUAUAUUAGUAUGCUGAAACUUAAUAAUGAGGACUACGAGUAUACUAGUGCAUGGACCUUAAUCUGGAUCCAAAAAUAAAUGCUCAAUUGGGUUUCAUUUUUAGAAAAUAACAGCACAGUUGGUGGCACAGAAAGAAAUCAAUUCAUGCCAUAGCAGUCCUGUCAUUUUCCCAAAAAAUAAUAUAUACACUCUGUUUACAAGUGGUUAUUAUGAUAUGUUUUGCGUAAUAUUAAUGCCAAAAAUAGUGUUUACGUGCAAACACAUGCCUGCCAAGACAGAGGAAUCUCCUCAUAAUGUCCUGCUGUAAAUGCGAUCAAGACAAUUCUGCUUGAGAGUGAAUUUUUCUUUUUUUUUUUUUUUGUAAUUUUUGGGCGCCGCGGUUUGCCAUCAGACGUCACGUCUUGAUUAUAUUCAAUACAUA
This is a messenger RNA of Syngnathoides biaculeatus (alligator pipefish), 2763 nucleotides long. It is a transcript of the gene tmem119a, whose product is annotated as transmembrane protein 119a. Gene Ontology annotation, cellular component: plasma membrane. The transcript is spliced from 2 exons. NCBI's taxonomy places the organism in Eukaryota, Metazoa, Chordata, Actinopteri, Syngnathiformes, Syngnathidae. The coding region runs from base 1237 to 1974 and encodes 245 amino acids. The record is from RefSeq and is a predicted model, not a curated record. Gene Ontology annotation, biological process: positive regulation of osteoblast proliferation; ossification; positive regulation of bone mineralization.